Messenger RNA from Daucus carota subsp. sativus, 1784 nucleotides. RefSeq lists its product as uncharacterized. Gene Ontology annotation, biological process: intracellular transport. The record is from RefSeq and is a predicted model, not a curated record. Lineage: Eukaryota; Viridiplantae; Streptophyta; Magnoliopsida; Apiales; Apiaceae. Bases 234 to 1418 code for a protein of 394 amino acids. The transcript is spliced from 9 exons.
AUUAUAUCCAUUUGAACCCAAGCCCAAAGUCCGAAAUUUAUUCGAUUGAGCUCAAAUAACAAAGGGAGAAAAAUAAAGAAACCCUAAUUACCCCAAAUUGACAUCAAUUCAAUCGAAGGUGAAAAUAAUAUCAUGAAAGGAACAAAACGAUUAGGUGCAUUUGACUCGAACCCCGAGAGCAACGAUUCUUUUAAUCUUCGCAGAAACAAUCGAAGGAGGCACCAUCACUUGACAUGAGGAGAGCUGAGCUAUCUAGACAGCAUGUCAGAGCUCUCAAUACUCAGUUUGCGAGCUGGGUCCAAACACAGUUACAAAAUCACCCGGAUGAGCUUUGGGAAGAUGGAAUCCAAGACUAUAUUAAUCAUGCCUCAAGCAUAAUGGUAAAGUUUAGUGAUGUUGUUGACUGGCUUAAGGCGAAGUCUGCACCGGACACCCAAACUGCUCCAAAUAAGCUUCUUAAAGACAACAAUAAGAAUUCGUUCUUUGGGAUUCCUCCGGCUAGUACAACUGCAAGCUUUGCUAUGUCAUGGAGCACUCCCAGUCAAAAAAAUAUCGUUUCAGAGAGUAAGGAUAAUAACGAGAUAAAGAAAAUUCCAGAGAAACCUGGAUUUGCUUCUUCUGGGGCUAGUGCAGGCUUCCCUGUGUCCUGGGGAAAUCCGGUUCAGAACAAACUCUUUCCUGAAAUUAAGGAUACAACCCAGAGGGAAUCAUCAGAAAACACUGGGAGUAGCCCUGCUGCUGUCAGUUCAGCCUUUGGGAUAACAUGGGGGGCUCCUGUUUCAAAUAAGCCUGCUUCCGAAGAUAUUAACGGUAAUGGGGUGAAACCGUUCCUCGAGAAACCAGGAAUCAUUGCAUCCAGUGGUACAACUCCAAGUUUUGGAACUUCAUGGAGCUCUGCACCUAUCUUUGGUAGUCAGACUUCAUUUUCAUUUGGAAAUCAAAACCCAGCUCCUGUCAACCAUAAUAUUUCGAAUGACACUGAGGGCGGCGAUGAUGAAGUUGAGCAGCCAAGCAGCCCAUCGGUGAAAAAAAGCGAAGAGAAGGGUGUUACUGUGGUACAUGAAAUGAAAUGCAAGCUUUAUGUGAAGUCAACUGAUCCAGCAGAUAAAGAUGCAUGGAAAGAUAAAGGCGCUGGCCAAUUAUCUAUAAAGUGCAAAGAAGGUUUUAGCAAGGGAUCCAAAGAAUCCAAACCAACAAUUGUUGUCCGAAAUGAUGUAGGGAAGAUAUCACUUAAUGCAUUGCUGUACCCAGGAAUCAAGACAAAUAUGCAGAAAAAUUCAAUAGUAGCAAUUUUUCAUACUUCGGAGGAUGAAAAUAAUGUCAAUGUGGUAGCAAGGACAUUUCUGAUAAGAGCAAAGACAGAAGAUGAUCGAAAUAAGUUAGCAUCGGUGAUCCAAGAAUAUGCACCAACAGCAUAAAGACGAUACCAACUCUGUUGUAUUUUGCAAUCUUACUUCUUACGAUUGUACUGCUUCAACACUUUGCAGUUUGCCCUGACCCCUGGUGCAGUUUUCUUAGAAAUUCAGUUUUAUAUGAGCACAUUAUAUUUUGAAGGGGUCUAACGUUGGGGAUGUAUGUAUUCAUAUGUCGAGAUGACUAAUACAUCAUAUUCAAGAACUGGCAGUUAAAUCACAGAGAGGAAAGAAAGUAAUUUCCCGGGGUCUGAAAUGUGUCAUAUGUAUUGCAGAUUUUUUUGAUGGAUAUGAUGUAUUCCGUUCCGAUAUUUACAUAUAGUCAGUGAAUUUUAAUAGAUUAAGUGAAUUAUAUUCUCGUUCGGAGUUGCA